Messenger RNA from Oncorhynchus masou masou (cherry salmon), 3397 nucleotides. RefSeq names its product semaphorin-5B-like. Gene Ontology annotation, biological process: negative regulation of axon extension involved in axon guidance; positive regulation of cell migration; neural crest cell migration. The transcript is spliced from 21 exons. Bases 25 to 3390 code for a protein of 1121 amino acids. The record is from RefSeq and is a predicted model, not a curated record. Lineage: Eukaryota; Metazoa; Chordata; Actinopteri; Salmoniformes; Salmonidae. Gene Ontology annotation, molecular function: semaphorin receptor binding; chemorepellent activity.
GUCCUGUGAGGACCAGUUAGAGGUAUGGUGGGCGUGGUUGGCCCCGUAACCAUGGCGACGUCUCUGUGGGAGUUUGUGUCCCUUCAUCCCGUUGGUCUAGUGCUGCUCCUCUGCCUGCCACUCUGUCUAUGCCAGCAGCCAUUGGUCAACGUUGAGAGUCCGUUCCCACCCCUACCGGAGUGUACCAGGAAAGUUCAUCCCAUCGUCCCAUACAAAGCACUGAGUCCCUGGAUGUCAGGAUUCUCUCGUCCCGGAGUGAAGGACUUUUCCCAGCUGACCCUUGACCUGACCAGAAACCAGCUGAUUGUGGGAGCUAGAAAUCACCUCUUCAGACUGAGUCUCAGUAAUGCUUCUCUCUUACAGGCAGUAGAAUGGGGACCAGAUGAAGACACCAAGCGGUCCUGUCAGAGCAAAGGAAAGACAGAGGAUGAAUGUCAGAACUACAUCCGGGUCCUGCUCAUCACCGGGAAGCGGAUCUUUACCUGUGGAACCAACGCCUUUACCCCCGUCUGCACCACUCGGCAGAUAGGAAACAUCAGUCGGGUGAUGGACACGGUGAACGGGGUGGCGAGAUGCCCCUACGACCCGCGUCACAACUCCACUGCCAUGGUAACAGAGAAGGGCGAACUCUACGCCGCCACUGUCAUCGACUUCUCGGGUCGUGACCCCGUCAUCUACCGUAGCCUUGGUAACAUGCCGCCGCUGCGAACAGCCCAGUACAACUCCAAAUGGCUCAACGACCCUCACUUUAUCUCAGUCUACGAGGUGGGCCUCUUCACCUAUUUCUUCCUGAGAGAGAACGCAGUGGAACAUGACUGCGGUCGGACCGUGUUCUCCCGAGUGGCCCGGGUCUGUAAGAACGACGUGGGCGGUCGCUUCCUAUUGGAGGACACUUGGACUACGUUCAUGAAGGCGCGGUUGAACUGCUCGCGGUCAGGAGAGAUCCCCUUCUACUAUAACGAGCUGCAGAGCACCUUCUAUCUGCCCGAACAGGACCUCAUCUACGGCAUCUUCACCACCAACGUGAACAGCAUCUCUGCGUCGGCUGUGUGUGCUUUCAACCUCAGCGCCAUCACCCAGGCGUUCAACGGACCGUUCCGUUACCAGGAGAACCCUCGUACAAGCUGGCUCUCCACCCCCAACCCCAUCCCCAACUUCCAGUGUGAUACCCUGGAGGAGCGAGGUCCAGGGGAGAACCAGACUGAGCGCAGCCUGCAGGACGCCCAGCGUCUCUUCCUCAUGUCUGACGUGGUGCAGCCCGUCUCCACCGACCCCCUCCUGUACCAGGACAACAUCCGCUUCUCCAAGCUGGUGGUGGACAUCGUGCAGGGCCGAGACACCCUCUACCACGUCAUGUACAUCGGCACUGAAUACGGCACCAUCCUGAAGGCCCUCUCCACGACCAAUAAGAGCAUGCGGGGGUGUUACCUGGAAGAGAUGAGGCUCCUCCCUGAGGGCGAAAGCGAGCCAAUCAAGAGCCUUCAAAUCCUCCACAGCGAUAGGUCGUUGUUUGUGGGGCUUAGUGACAGGGUGCUGAAGAUCCCACUGGAAAGAUGCUCCAGCUACAAAACUGAACGGCACUGCCUGGACGCCCGAGACCCCUACUGUGGCUGGGACCGUAAGCAGAAGCGUUGCACCACCAUCGAGGACAGUUCCAACAUGAGCCAGUGGAGCCAGAAUAUCACUGAGUGCCCGGUAAGGAACCUGACCCAGGACGGUGGCUUCAGCCCCUGGGCGCCAUGGCAACCAUGUACCCAUGACGACAGGGAGGGAGCCAGCACCAGUUGCGCGUGUCGCUCACGCUCUUGUAACAGUCCAGUCCCUCAGUGUGGAGGCUCCAACUGCAAGGGCCCCACCAUCCAGGUGGCCAACUGUUCCAGGAACGGAGGCUGGACCCCCUGGUCCACCUGGGGUCAGUGCAGCACCAGCUGUGGCAUCGGGUACGAGGUGCGCCAGCGCUCCUGCAACAACCCCUCCCCCCGGCAUGGGGGGCGUGUCUGUGUGGGACAAGGCCGAGAUGAGAGGCUGUGCAACGAGAAGAGCCCAUGUCCCCUGCCUGUGAUCUGGUCAUCUUGGGGCUCCUGGUCUCAGUGCAGUGCAGAGUGUGGAGGAGGGGUCCAUUCCCGGGUCAGGAGCUGUGAGAAGGGGAACACCUGCCCAGGAUGUGCUCUGGAGUACAAGACCUGUAACCUGGAGGCGUGUCCGGAGGUCCGUCGCAACACCCCCUGGACCCCCUGGAUGCCGGUGAAUGUGACCCAGGACGGGGCCCGCCAGGAGCAGAGGACCCGCUACACCUGCAGGGCCCUCCUUCCAGACCCUCAUCAGCUGCAGCUGGGCAAGAAGAAGGUGGAGACCCGCGUCUGCCCCAACGACGGCACCGCCGCCUGUGAGACUGAAGCCCUGGUUGAAGACUUGGUCAGGGCCAGUGGAGGAGGCAGUAGUGGUCGACCUUUGCUCCGACAACCAGGUGGCACCAGGUGGUCGCCGUGGGAGACAUGGUCGACCUGCUCCCAGGAGUGUGCCAAAGGCUUCCGCACGCGCAAGCGCACCUGUGCCUCAGCAGAGGGCAAGAGCAGCCCCAGUGCCUGUAGUGGAUCCCCAGUGGAAUACCAGGACUACAACUCCCAGCCCUGCCCAGUAAAAGGAACCUGGACGUGCUGGGCGUCAUGGUCUCACUGCUCCGCCAACUGUGGAGGUGGGCACUACCAGCGUACCCGUACCUGUAGCAACCCUGCCCCCACCAACGGAGGUGACAUCUGCAUCGGCCUGCACACUGAAGAGGCCCUGUGCAACACACACACCUGUGAAGGUGGCUGGCUGCUGUGGUCAGAGUGGGGGGAGUGUGACGAGGAGGGGCUGCAGCAUCGCAGCAGGGAGUGUGGGGAACGGGAGGCAGACCCCAGCCUGUGUCAGGGCAAUGCCACCGUGAGCAGGCCCUGCCAGCCCCCCGAGGUGCCGGUCGUUCUGCCUGGACAGGAUAACGAUCAGCGCUGUGGGGCCUUCUCUCUGUUCCACCUGAUGGCCACGGGAGCGUUGUGUUUCUUUGCAGCGGUGGGGCUGUCGGUCCUGGUCUACGCCUACUGCCAACGACUCCACAAGCCCUCCCAGGAGUCAGCCGUCAUCCACCCCACCACGCCCAACCACCUCAGCUAUAAGGGCAACACGACGCCAAAGAACGAGAAGUACACCCCCAUGGAGUUCAAGACGCUGAACAAGAACAACCUUCUCCCGGACGAAAGCUGCAACUUCUUCCCCUCGUCCCUCUCGCCCCUCCCCUCUCUCCCCCAGAAUAACGUUUACACCACCACCUACUACCCUGCACCCCUGGGCAAAUACGACCACCCCUUCCACCCCGACUCACCUUGCAGGAACUAUAUGCACCACAGUUGAGACAGGA